This is a messenger RNA of Rattus rattus (black rat), 1825 nucleotides long. It is a transcript of the gene Tmem221, whose product is annotated as transmembrane protein 221. The transcript is spliced from 4 exons. The coding region runs from base 260 to 952 and encodes 230 amino acids. The record is from RefSeq and is a predicted model, not a curated record. Lineage: Eukaryota; Metazoa; Chordata; Mammalia; Rodentia; Muridae.
CGCCCCUCUGCAGCAGGUAGAGCACCAGUCUCAAAGUCUCUCCCAGCAGGGCCUCCCCCAGGCCCAACCCUCUUCCCCAGCACUCCCGGGGGAGGCGCCCAAGGCCGACGUGCAGUAAAAAACACUUUCUCCCAAGUUUUUGCGCAUUUUCCACGUCCUAUCUGAUACCUGCACUCGGGCCCCAGUGGCGUUCGUAUCCCCACCCCAGGACUCCGGAAGGCCUACUGCUGCCUCUCUUUCUCCAUCCCAGGCCUGCGCCAUGGGCCGCUCGUACGGAGGCCGGGUACUGGCCGCGAUGACCCUUCUGGGCAUCCCGGCCGCGGUGCUGGUCGCGCUGGCUGCGCAGCUGCUGUUCCAGCUCCAGGCAGGGCGCGCGGAGCUGCGGGGCAUACGCACCGACGGGCUGCACCCGGAGCUGGACCCCGAUGCCGGGCUACCGGAAGCUGCGGCUGGGGCAUUGCUGCCGCUGGCGACGGCGCUGGCCGCGUUGGCACAGGUCCUCGGGCUUAGCUGCUUGCUGCUCGCCGCGCUCUGCGGUCACCUGGGCGCGGAGUUGGCACGCGGGCCGGGGCCGGGCAGGUCGGACUGGUUUCUGUAUGACUGCCGCCUCCUCAGGCACUCAGCGCUUGGCCUGUUCUGCUGUGGGGUCUCCGUCUAUUUAGCAGCGCUGGCCAUUUAUGCCCUGCUGCUGUUCGAGAUCGAGGCGGGCGCAGCAGCCGCAUCCAUCCUGGGCGCGGGCGCCCUCAUCCUGGUGGCGAUAAUGACCCACACCUUGUUCCGGGCUGUUCAGGCCACUCGUCGGGGUCUCCGGGAGCUGCCCCCACCAUCCUCUGAAGAUGAGCCGGCCCGGUCUUCAGAAGACUCCAAAGCUGGUUGCAGAGCUCAGCCCCAGCAGGAUGAGGAAACGGAGACCCCAGUAGGGGCUGUGACUCACCAAGGGUCCCAUUUCUGAGCAUCAGAGCCUGGACAUGCACCCAGGUCUUGUGACCCCACUCUCAUGAUCCUGGAAGAAGGCUCAAGUCUUAGACUUCAAUUCUCUGGUGUUCUCUGGGAAAAUGCGGACAUUUGAACCUUGAAUGUGGAACUCAGAGCAGCCUAAGGCCAGGGGCAUUCAGGGAUGGCUGGGGUUUAGCUGUGGGUCCAAGACUGAAUGUGUCUCCUUGCUAUGUCUCUGUUUCCUUAUCUGCAAAAUGCAGACAGGGGAAGAGACACAGGAAGAUACACACAGUAAGCCCUCACUUCAUAUUAGCCAUGUAUCCUAGUUGUAUUGUUGCUGUGACUAUAUGUUUGACAAGACACUUAAGGAAGCAAAGGGCUAGCUCUGGCUCAUAGCUCCAGGCUAAACCCCACUCCUGGUAUUAUUUGUCUUUGUCAAUUAUUUCUGUUGCAGAGAUAAAACACCCUGACCACAGCCACUUAAGGGAGCAAGGGCUUAUUCUGUCUUGCACUUCAAGGGUGUGGUUCAUCAUGGCAGGGAGGGAGCAGUAGACAUCAGGUCAUGUGACCUCCCCAGUCAAGAAGGGGGGGGGGGAUGAAAGCCACCUCAGGUCCUUGUAGUCCAUGGGCUGGUGCUGCCCAUAUUUAAGAUAGGCCAUCCCAUCUUACUGAAGUCAGUCUGGAAACUGCACCGGACAUGCCCAGAGGUGGUCUCCAAGGUGACUCUAGAUCUGUUUGGGUUGAUAAUCAGUAUUAACUUGCUGUUGUUGGCACAUGUGUGGAAUCAGGAGACUGUCUCCUUUGGGAAUGGAAGGGGCACACUGACCACAGAGAUCUCCACCCCUCUCCCAACUUGCACAACUGCAGGAAUAAACUCAGAUAGUGGCUU